CCGGCGCCGAAGGCGGCGGCGCCGUCCGCGCCGUCCGAAGCGGCCUCGAGGAGCCUCUCGGAGAUCGCAGAGGAGUCGGAUGCGCUGACCAGCUCCCUGGAGGAGGAGGAAGGAGGGUCCGAGCUGGAGGAGGAGGAAGAGGAGGAAGAGGAGGCGGCGGCGGAGGAGGAAGAGCCGGUGGCGGCGGCGGCGGCGGCGGCGGCGGCGCCGGCGAAGGCAGAGCCGCCCGUUGUGGAGCUGUGGAGGCUGAAGGAGACAGACGAAGAGCGGCGCGCGCGCGAGGCCAGCGAGGAGCGCGAGCGGCAGGAGGAGGAGGAGGAGCGGCGCAAGAGGAUGCUGCGGGUGUCGCGCCUCACCAAGACGAGGGCGCAGCUCAACGCCGACCAGAAGCGCCUGCAGACCUUCAUGAGCAGGGAGCUGGACCAGCAGCUGGUCGAUCUGGAGGUGCACCCGGCUAGCACGUGCCCCAGGGACCGCGGGUACUUCCAGUGGCCGACGCCGCCCAACAACCCCUACUACAAGUUCCUGCGCAAGUCGCCGGCGAAGGCGGCGGUGUGGCGGCGCGCCGACCGCCCGCACACCACGGGCCAGGCCAUGGACACGGCCGUGCUGCUGCACCCGGAGUACAACCUGCUGGAGAAGGCCAACCACAUCACGCACACGAUCACGACGGAGUUCCUGGAGUGGAUGGAGUCGCUGGGCGGCGUGCAGCAGACGGAGCUCAAGGAGGACAUCCUGCAGCAGCUGUUCGACGUCACCUUCGACCUGCCGGCGGCGCACGCGCUGUGCGUGCGGGUGCGCGAGCUGCCCGUCGUCACCAAGGCCAUCGCAGACGCCGCCUUCGCCCCGCAG
This is a messenger RNA of Gryllus bimaculatus (two-spotted cricket), 852 nucleotides long. The record is from the annotation of a GenBank genome assembly. Lineage: Eukaryota; Metazoa; Arthropoda; Insecta; Orthoptera; Gryllidae.